Amoebophrya sp. A25 is the source of this 5737-nucleotide messenger RNA. Lineage: Eukaryota; Dinophyceae; Syndiniales; Amoebophryaceae. The record is from the annotation of a GenBank genome assembly.
GAAGUCACAAGAGACUCUGAUACACAUCAACCUGUCGUGAACGCAGUGCGACGAAGCGAAACAAGAGAAUGAUCCGUUGAAUUUGAUGUAAGAGAGACGCCUACUAAAGGUAUUGAUGAAUCAUGUGUACGUAAGUAGUACCUUUAACUGCUGCAACUAUGACCAUGUAAUGCAACUUUCUGUAACUGUAUUUGCACUAGCAGCUUCCGCCCGAGGCGCCCGUUGAAGAAUCACUUAAAUAAUGCAUCAAUAACUUCUAUCCUUGAACAAGCAACAAGACACCAGACAACUGCACAACUACAGCAAAAAUCAGUUUGCUCAAGUUUGAUCAUUUCAAGAAUCAACAUCAUCAACAAGACCAAGAAAACAUCAAAAUCUAGACCAAAAAAUCAUCAAAAAUUAGAACAAAAGAGAUGGAGCAAGACCGUUGCUUUUACGCCAAAGCGGUGCGCCCAUUUUGUGAUGGUGGCGACAACACACUCGAUGUGAAAGUUGGGGAUAUCAUUCGCGUUGUCGAAAUCGAUGGCAACAGCGAAUGGUGGGGCGGGCACCUCUUUGAGGAGUCCGCCCAAAACACAGGCUGGUUUCCAGGUAAAAAUUGCUUGUUUGAAUUAAGAACUUUUGCUUUAUUACAUGUAUGAUUCCCGUCGACCUCGAAAGAUAGUACUGAUGUGGGCAUCCUACCAUACCACAUAUGUAUAUGCCCAGAACACGGGCCCAUCAAGGGCCCGCUGCGCUGGGCAUAGGUUAGCAACUAGACAGGUAAGACGAACGAGCAAAGUCGCUAAGUCCGUUCGCCAAAGCUAGAGUGAAAGACUGGAAAGCUGGCUGCCACUGUGGCUAGGCUAGUGGGCUGGCUGCCGCUAUGGCUAAGCUAGCGCGCUGGCUGUGGCUAAGCUAGCGAAGCACUGCUGCCGUGGCUGAGCUAGCAAACUCGCGAUGGCAAAGCUAGGAAGCUGGUGACGCUGAUGGCUAAGCCAGCGGGCUGGCUAUGGCUAAGCUGGCCAUGAUUAAGCUAGCAAGCUAGCCACGGCUAAGCUAGCCGCCUGGUUUUGGCUAUGGUAAAGCACGCGAGCCAGCCAGAGCGAAGCUAGCGAGGGACGCUGGCUAUCGCAUCGCCAUGGCUAAGGUAGUGAGGCAAGCUGGCCAUGCCUAAGCUACGCACAUCAAAGCAGGGCAAGCCGGUUACGGCUAAGGUAAUCUAGCAAGGCAAGAGAAGAGGGCUAUGGCUAAGCUAGCAAAGCAAGCUGGCUACGGCUGAGCUAGCAAGGUAAGCUGGCUACGCUAUGGCUAAGCUAGCGGGCUGGCUUUGGCUGUGGCUGACCCCGAUGCGCCAGGUUCUUGAAAUCCUUAAAGGAUUCGGCUUAACUAAGAGGUCGGGCGGCCCUUAAGGGAGUGCCUUUUAUAUUUAUUAGCUUAAGCUUAUUACAGGAGGGCCUCCUUAGGCUAAGGGGCCUCCUUGAGGCACAUUUUUGGCCUUUAAGGGAGACCUAUGAUAACUCUUGUUGAUUUAAUAGAAAUUCCUUAAUAAGGGAGGCCAUUUCCUUAAGGGAGCCCCUUCGCUUAUGGAAGGCUCUUAAGGAUUUUAGGGAAAUUGCUUAUCCUAUAGAUACCAAUAUGGGUCUUGGAAAAUUUCAAGUAAUUCUAGUUGUACUACACCUAGGUCAUAUGAUUGAUUCAUUGAGUCGCUGCAAGAACAUCGACUUACGUCAAAACUGCAGUGUUUGUGAAGAGUGCUGUUUUGAACAUGGAGUUUUAAAAAACUGAAGGGCUAGGGGCUUAGGUAGUUUGUAGUAGUAGUGAUAGUGUUUCGUAUGUCACACAACUCCAGGUUGCAUAGUAAAGCGACUGAGUGCCACGGAAGAACAGCAUUUGAUUGACAGACGGCGUGCGCGUGAGGAGGACGCUGCGCGGCGUUCCUCUAGAUACGGUAAUCCAGCUGGCUCAUCCUCGGUCGUUGGAGGAAGCAGUGCAUCUGCACACCACAGGUCUUCACAUACAUCAUCCUCUAGUUCCGCCGUUGGCGGUGCUGCUUCCUCGCGUGUGGCUGAGGGAGAUUUCCGGCGAGGACAGGCACGACGACACCAGUACGAGUACGAGCCAACAAGUGAACGUUACUCUAGUUCACGAGGUAGCGCUGUCGGGGCAACUACCAAUAAUAGCAGAAAUAGUGCUGGGAAAACAACAUCAGGCGCCUCCUCUUCCGUGAACAGGUUGUCCAGUAACGCAGGAACCUACAACCAAGAGCCACGACAUAGCGCUUCUUCUUCAUCUUCACAACACAACCAUUAUGGAGGAGCAUCAAGGCAGCGGCUUUCGAAUACAUCUUCCGUCAUCCAGGAUCCGAACGAUCGCUACGAUCAAGACGACUACGCUUCUCAGUCACAGCUUAGUGCUGGCAUAACAGAUAACGCAACGCCCUCGAAACCACUGAAUCCGUACUACCGCUACUUAAUAUGUCAAUUUAGAGAACAAAGCUGAGCAUAUCAGAAUCAGAAAUGAAGAUCAGAUAACUAAGCUACUACUUCUUUCUAUCUAUGUAUAUCUUGACCUUGUCCUUGUCGAAAAAUUACUGGAAUAUAGUUUAGAAAAAGAACCUUCCGUGACUGAAUGUGCAUAUUGCAACGCACAUACUUACAGCAAUGUGAAGAUGCCGAGCCCGGGUCGAUCUGAGACAGUGAAAAAGCUAGAGGCGGAGAACAAAAAGAUCAAAGAGGAGCUCCGACAGAGGCUCGCGCAGGUAUUAAAAGAUCAGAAUCUGAAUCGAUGAAGGAAGAACUUUUGGUUGAACACUAGUACCAGUAGAAAAUAUGUUUUGCUUAGACUUGUUUAUGGACUUCUAAAAACUUAGAUAACAUAAGGAACCUGGAUUAGGAAUUGGACGGAGGACUGCUUUCCGAAUCUGCUCUUCUUCAGAUUAACUCUAUGAAAUCGGACAUCGAAGAAGUACAAGAGCGGGCUGAGCGGAAGAGGCGGAAUUUGUCGGAUUUCAUCCAGAAGCGAUGGAGUGAGAAGUUGGAUGAUAGGCAGAUACGUGGUAUAGAGGAUGGUGGUUUUGAUCCGGAGUCCCUGCCGCCACGCUUCGAUGAGGUGAAAUCGAUGUUUGCGAAAAAGACCGCGGAACAUCCUCUGCAAGCGGAAGUGUCGAGGCUCCAAAAGAAGCUAUCCGAGGUUCAAGCGCAGCAGAGGCAGUGUCAGCAGGUAUUUCUGUUGCGCGACCAGCACGUAAGCGUAUAGAUGACACAAUGCACAUGCAAGGUCGUGUCGUGCUAGGUUAGUCCGAGGAACCCAAGUCAGUGAGUGCAUUAAACGAAGCCCUCCACUAGUAUUAUUGUUUCUGAUAUCUCACUAUUUAAUUCGUGUUCUUUCUCCUGGUGUUUCUGAUUAUAUCUUCUCUAUCAUGGGUGACGAUGAUGUCGAAGUCCAGGUUCUGGAGAUGGAUGAUGAUGCAGAGUAUACGGUCCAGAGGAUGCGAGGCCUUUUCAACAUCGGACCUGUCCCAGCACGCGAGUCUGUCGGAGCUGGUCGUCGCAUUACCGGAGGAACGUUUUCAACGAGAAAUCGCAACAGUAUCUUCAAGAUUUUUAGAGCGAUUCAUCUUCGUCGUUGUUCCUUCCUAACGGAAUCUGAAAACAUUCUGAUCGACGUUAAUUAUAUCCAGAAUACCAGUCUUCAGCCCCUGAGGCUGAGGCUUACGCUUAAUUGCUAUACUUUUUACAACUUUGGUUUGACUAAUACAUGACCACAGGUGUUGCGUCCACGCCGUUGAGCAACCGUGGACCUCAUGAUUCAGAUAGUUUCUAUGAUGAUGCAGAGAAUCAAGCACCUGCAACCGAUACCAAGACGAUUUUGCCGCCUCCUACACGAGACGUUUUCACGCCCAAAGAUGUGCAGGGGACGCCGUACUUGAUGAACUGGUUUUCUAUGAUAGAUAAUAGAUUUAUGGCUUAAGCACAUAUCCUACAGCAGGAUCGCGCUUACUGUCUAAAUUUCUAUGUAUUCCUAGGCCUUGUUAUAACUUCUUAUCAGGCUCGGCAGUCCUGAACCUGAUGUCGUGAAAACGCCGCUGCAAGAAAACGAAAGUUCUCCACUUAAGGCUACAAGAAAUCCAACUUCAACACAGGCAUCUUGGUCCGGUUUUUAAAGGGAAAACGGGACCAAGGUGCUGACUUCUCUUAGUUCUAAUCCACGCAAGCAGCUGACGGGAAAUGUGAAGGCUCGCAUCUCUAUGUUCGAGAGGCCGAGCAUGUAAUAAUUGUAUGAAGUAGACGUCGUGACUCACGUAAUUCACACGUCUUCAUCAUGAGCAAACUAAACUCAUUCGAACACUAGGUGAAUCUCACAGCUCGCAGUCGCAGCGAGAUGAGAAUGCAGGUUUCAUCUAGUUGCGCCUGCAUCUAUUUCAGCUGAAUGAUCAAUAAGCAUCAAAAACAAAUUAUUGAGAAAGACUAACUUGUUCCAAAAAUAACAAUCAAUGGAUAUGGAGAUUGAGAAAAACCUUCCUACAACUGUGGUGCUCCUUAUCGAUUAAAGACCAAGCCACAGGUGAAACUCGGUCUUCUAGUUCAAUACCUUCUUCGCGUGACUGUAUUUGUUCCUCCUUGUCCAGCAUAUAUGCAAGAAUCUUCCGUAAGUUUAAGUUAAACCUCUUGAAGCCUCUGACUUGCUCUUCAUUCACAUAUACUUACCGACAGUCAAAAAAUCUCUCUCACAGUCACAAGAACACAUAAAAUCGUCUUGAACAACACUUGAUCGGAUUGCCGAGUGGAGGCGAAAAGAGUACUGAUGUUGAAGGCUUUUUAUAUAUAAAAACUUCUCGCCCUCGCCGAAAAAUAAUUUAAGUAUCAGUCGCUGACCUUCGUGAGAAUGCGAUCAUCAUGUUCUUGGAAAAUUACUUCUUGAUCAGACAAAAUUUUGCUAACCAAUGGAGCCUACUUCACAACUUCUACUUACUACUUCUGCCUGUAUCCGAGUUGUACGAUGUUGAGAGCACUACAUCCAUGUUGACAAGUGAGCCUUUUAAAACACAGAAGAUGCUAAGUCGAUAUCGAGUAUUCAUCAUUCAGGCGGACGUUCUUGACUAAACUCCGUAAUUAUGUAAGGCGCAGACGCGAACUGAUCUUAAUCAUUACUCUGAAACUGUAUAUGCAUGCUUGUUCUAAUCAACUAUAAUAAUUCGGGAAAAAUGCGUCUUCUACUUCUGCGCAAGCGUAAGGUAACCGUAUAUCAAUUGGAACGUCGUACUGCUCAACAACUACUACUUUCUUCAAUUUCUACUUCGAUAAUAAUUUGGGAACAAUGGAACAAAGCAGACUGAAUCACGUAGAUAAAAAACUUCGCGGAUAAGGAUGAAAAUUUGUUUCUCCAAACAACUUCUGUCUUAAUACAAGUACGACAAGAAUUGAAAAACAACCUGAUCAUGUCGUCAGAAUUCAUUUGAGUAUGAUUACAUCAGCCGGACUACAGUUCUGCCAUGACCAUCUUCAGGACGAAGUGGAAACUUCGAAGAGCAAUUCUUACGCGUCGAAGUAUAGCUCAUCUAAACUGAAAGUCCAACGUGACUCUGAUGAUCAUCUUAAAAAAGUAUUACACACUCACGCCGUAAGUAGCAUUAAUAUAGUACGACAAGUUGUAGUUGCGUAUUUGGUCGCGCUACAGCUACUACUACCAGAGGCUGCAUCAUCUGCGCCACGAGUUCUUGUCCUUGUGCACAGACAUCGAAAAAUGAAAUCAGAAC